Molecule: messenger RNA, 261 nt
Organism: Bombyx mandarina (wild silkworm)
Lineage: Eukaryota; Metazoa; Arthropoda; Insecta; Lepidoptera; Bombycidae
Product: fatty acid synthase-like
Biological process (GO): fatty acid biosynthetic process
Molecular function (GO): oxidoreductase activity; fatty acid synthase activity
Source: RefSeq, a predicted model, not a curated record
UACAGCGGGAUGGGUUCUCAAUGGCCUGGGAUGGGCGCGGAACUUAUGAACAUCCCAAUAUUUUCCGCAGCUAUUGAGCGCUGCCAAAAAGCACUCGAACCUAAAGGAAUAGAUAUCAUGCAAAUCAUAACGUCUACUGAUCCUGAUAUUUUCAAUAAUAUUCUAAAUGCUUUCUUGGGUAUCGCCGCCAUUCAGAUCGGUUUGACAGAUGUCAUCUAUGCACUUGGUUUGGUUCCUGAUAAUAUCAUAGGUAAAGGUUAA